This is a messenger RNA of Phytophthora nicotianae INRA-310, 898 nucleotides long. RefSeq lists its product as hypothetical. The transcript has a single exon. The coding region runs from base 111 to 776 and encodes 221 amino acids. Lineage: Eukaryota; Oomycota; Peronosporomycetes; Peronosporales; Peronosporaceae. The record is from RefSeq and is a predicted model, not a curated record.
CAGAGCGAUGACCAGCAGGAGGACAUUCCGAAGCGUCAUUGCGAGCGAGAGUCAUUCACCCUAUUUCCUUCAAGUGAGAGAGUGCCCGUGCAAAGGCAGCAAACACAAGGAUGCAGUCACAACAGGAACUGAAGCGGGAGCAAGAGCUGCGGGCGGACGACGCACCACAGGAGCUGAGCCCAACCGCCGUGGUGGCAGAACACAAGGCAAUUUCGAGCGACAUUGCGACGCGUCCCGCGUGCGCUCAAGAUGUGGCUGCGUUCUGCCAGAAGGAGGCCAACAUAGUAGCGCUGCUGCGCGAGGCACCCGACAUGGUGGAGCCUCGAAAGAUAGUCGAAGCCGUGCGCAAGGUGCGCCUGUGCAUGAUCACGCAUGUCGAAGUACUAUCUACCGACUGCGUGAACACACUGUCUGCUGAUGUUGCGGGCGCAGCUCCAACGAUGGCCGCAUCCGUGCCGGCAAAAAGUGUCGCGGCACUCGACAGCGAGGGUGUGGACGACGAUUCGUCCAUGGAGAUCAACAUCUACUACUCGAGACACCAUAACGGCGCAGGGCACGCGCUACGCUCGGGUGGCGCGCUGGCUGCCAACCACGUUCAGACGGGAGGACCAUCGUCCAACCUCGCCCAGGUGCUUGCACACCCUCUCACGUGGGCAUUCGUGCUCCCAUUCUUCGCCAUCGGCAUGUAUGUGAGUAUCACCCGGAUGGCGACGUUCCUGCGCCGCCGGCGAGAGGAGCGCCGCAUCGAGAGCAAGCAGUACAUGCCUGUGAAUUGAGAGUCGUAGUUGGACAUGUGUAGUAGUAACGAAGCUCAACUGAGUAGUAUAUAUAUAAGGGAAUCGAGCGCACUGCGCCGCCAAGAAACCAAAUAACAACCGUAGAUUAAGUUUUCUCCAAC